AUGGUUCAGAAGGCGGUCAGUGCCCAUUUUCAGGUCUCUCAUUCGUUGACGAUGUCGCCUUUACUUAACGGCUACAAACUGGGCGUAACUUACGUCGGUAAUCGUCAGUUCAGUCAAGAAGAGGUUCAAAUGUUUUUUUUUUCUUUUUUCUUGUCUCACUCGCUUUUUACCCACGGAUUGUUGUUUAAGGUUUAUCCGGUACUUCUCGGCGAUACCGACAUUUACGGCAACAUGUCCGCAUCGGUUCAGCAUCAUAUCACCGAUCGCAUUCGUGGUAAAUUUGUUGCUCAGAUUCAACAGAACAAGUUCGUCGGUGCCCAGCUGACUGGUGACUACAGGGGCGUUUCUACGACGUGCAGCGUGACCGUUGCAAACCUCGACUUGGUGAACAACGCAGGAUUGGUCGUGGCAUCUGUACUUCGUCGGGUUACGCCAUUUCUAGACCUCGGCGUCGAGGCGGUUUGCCAGUACGGCCGCAAUGUGCCGGGUGGAAAAUUCUCAACGUUAAGCUACGCUGCUCGUUAUCUAGGUAUAAUUUUAGAAUAUUACUUCCCCGUAUGCCUGCGACCUUUUUUCUUUGACUUUACUGAAGCUUUGAGCAAGGUAAAGUGACU
Messenger RNA from Soboliphyme baturini, 614 nucleotides. Lineage: Eukaryota; Metazoa; Nematoda; Enoplea; Dioctophymatida; Soboliphymatidae. The record is from the annotation of a GenBank genome assembly.